UACUUAUUUUGCUUACGGGAUAUAAGUUGGAAAGUAUAGGGGGUGCGAUUACAUGAUAGAAUCUAGUAUAUCUAACCUACAAUUGAGCUAUAUUAUCACGAGGUAAUGAAACAUCCCGCUUUUCCUUCGCCAGGAAGUAGACAUCGCCCUGGGCCCGUUCGCCAUGUCCCACGAGCGCCGUCAGGUGGCCGACUUCACUGUCCCUCUGCUGAUGGAGAAGAUGAAGAUCCUGGUGAUGCGGCCGAAGCCACAGCCGAACCCCUGGGGACUCGUGGCGCCCUUCUCCUGGUACGUGUGGUUCGGCGUCGCGAGCUCCUUCUUCGUCGUGGCCUUCGUGAGCUUCUGCAUCGUGCGCUGCCUGAGGAGCGGGGGCCCGGCGGAGGCGAGGGACCACCUGUGGAGCGCCUUCGCCAUCCUCGUGACGCAAGCUCUGGCUUGGCAACCCAACGGUUACACACUGAGGUUUCUUUUCUGUGUGUGGAUGCUGUGUUGUAUUGUCAUCGUUUACAGUUACAGCGGCUCCCUUACGUCGUUGCUGGCUGUUACGACUGUUUCCGCGAGCCACGAUUCCCUCCAGGACGUCGUGAAGGAUAAGGACCUGAAACUGAUCUUUGAGGCUAAUACUGCAUUCACUGCUCAUCUUAAGAUAGCCAAAGACGGGAUCUACAAGGACGUCUCCGAAGCAGCGGCAAAGCGCGGGAUAUUCGAACCAGCUGACAGUUUAUGGCUGAAGUCCCGCCAGCUGCUCCCCGACGGACGCCAUGCUCUCUUGGCCGAAGAACUCACCCUUUUGAAGUUCAUGUCGGAUGACAUGAGUCUUACAGGCCGGUGUGAUUUUUACAUGUCAAGUGGCGAGUUCUGGCCGUUGAUCGUGUCAAUGGCGGUGGUACAAGGCAGUCCUCUUCUUCAUCACAUCAAUGCUAGAGUACUGAUGCUGCGAGAAUACGGGAUCUACAACGCGUGGGUCGGGAGGGAGCUGGACAACGUGACCCAGUGCGUGACACCUGAAUCUAGAUUGCCUCUGUUACCUUAUACUCUAACGGACCUGUGGUUGGCGUUUCUAUUCCUUGGCGGAGGCCUGGGGGCGGCGUCCGUGGCGUUGGCGUGCGAGCUGUGGUGGCACAAAGGGCGGCAGAGGAGGCGAGCCCGGCCGGUCGUGGGUCUGAAGGCAGCUCGACGGUUCAAGUCGAGGAGGAGACUCAGCGGCACGCGAGAUCGACUCCUCCUCGACUCGAACUCGGGGAUAAUGAGGGACAAACACCCGAGAGAGGUCGGGCGUUCGCGCUCCCAGAGCUCGCCCUCCGAGAGAAACUUCAGGGGCGUCCAGCUCUUCCGGCAAGAGGGCGGAGGGCGACACGAUAACGUUGUCGUUUUCUUGCGAGCUGAUCAGCUGCGUCCAGACAGACCGAGAGAUGAUUCAGUCCCUCGGUGUUUGGACGCAGACACGGUCGUCCUUGGUGAAAAGACCGCGCCAUUACGUGGGAAAAGGUCUCCCCGAAAUCGAGUCCUAGAGAUCGUUAAGGUUAAACCCCCUAAACCACGGUUAGAUAUUCGAGAUAGAAGGGUUCCCCCUGAUCUAGAUGAGGCGAGAAAUACACCGUCUAAUAAGGCAAUGGGAAAUCAAAGAUAAUAACUAAUAACUAUGGAAAUAAAUAUAAACCGACGAAUGACGACACAACCGUUGACGACCUCCUUUAAAUAUAGCAUAAGAUAUUUUUUCAUGUAUCUCCUUGUAAUUACUGUGCACGGUGCACUACCUAUUCGGAUAAUUUGAUACAUUUCCUCCUCUCUCUAUCGAUACACUUUCAAUGAGACGCCAUGGAAGUUCAUAUCGCCUCCGAAAUUCCCGCAAUCACGUCAGUUCUGUCAUUCAUAUUUCAAAGAGCGAGAAGACAUUUCACUCAUGUAAUCAUGUAUGCUUUAAAGAUAUCUAUGUACUUUAUAUAUGAUUAAAUUAUU
This is a messenger RNA of Penaeus vannamei (Pacific white shrimp), 1959 nucleotides long. NCBI's taxonomy places the organism in Eukaryota, Metazoa, Arthropoda, Malacostraca, Decapoda, Penaeidae. The record is from RefSeq and is a predicted model, not a curated record.